CAGAUAUGGUCUCCAAGUGGCUCUACAUCUUGGCUCUACUGCUUUUGGGUCUUGCAACCUCGGCGGCCACUUUAUUUCGCUCCGAGUCGCCACAACGGCAGUUGAGCUGGUGGCACAAACAGUACUACCAGUCGCUAUGGCAACAGAGGCUGCGGUUCACAACUACUCCCCGGCCAGGAGCCACUCCCGAUUCGGAUGAUACCAGAUUGGUGUAUCCCUGCUACUGCUAUAAGCCAAAUCCCGAGGGCUUGGCUACCGCCACUCCGGUGGAGCAGCGGAUGGUCGAGACCAAGGAGAUAUUCUUCUUGAACAAAUAGCACAACUCGCAGUGCGGUAAUGAACUGCACAGUUGAAAUAAACCAGUAAAUCUGUCUAAGUCCAUGACUUUAAAUCAUUGCUCUGAAAAUGCCCGAUGUCUUUCAAGACAACAAGCAGGCAAAGAGACCACCCUUCUGCAGUCAGUCAAAAGCCACGUAAUCCUGGCCACUCCCUACCGACACUAACUCGGCCACUAAGUGAAAAUAGUUUGUUGGCCAAAAUGUGCUUUGCUUUUGCUCUGCUUUUGCUUUUGCUGUGCUUUUGCUUUCGCAAUCUGCUGGCUGCUUUGCUGUUGUCUGCUGUCGGCCAUUGAUUAUUGCGAAUUAUGCAUGAAGUAGAGUGGAAGUGCGGCCCAACUGCCACGCCCCUUUUGCCCACGGCCACGCCCACUUCCAGUGCGGUGUUUUGUCAUAAGUAUGAAAGGGUUUUCAUAGUUAACAGCUGUCAUUAGUGCUAUGGCUGACAGCCAUUAGCAUUUACUUUCACAACUUUAAUUCUAGAAAGCGUUUUACUGGAUCACUUCGUGGCUAUUGGGUGCACCAAUAGUUUUAACUAUGGAAAAAUUGUUUUAUUUAUCAGUUUUAGAUUUGUUGAUCGUUCCGAAUUCUGCCAAACCAGAUAACUAUAACUUUUCUUAACCCGAAAUCAAUCAAUUGCAAAAGUUGCCAUUGAGCAAGGAAAAUAACGAAACUAUUUCAAAGAAAUGAAAGAUGGGGCAAAAUUAUUUAAGCCAAAAACCAAGCCCAGAUACUUGAAAGCGUAGAAAGUUUUUCAGUCCGCUGUGCUUCGACCAAAGAACUCUGUUUUGGGUCGGUGCGUGAGCGGAAUGUGCAGCCAGCCAGUCGAAGUACUAAAACUUCAACUCGGUUGGUGGCACAUUGCACGUGCCACACUGGAACUCAGCCCAAAAGCCCGAAAUGGGCGCCCAAGAGCAGCCAUUCAGCAAUUCAAUUACUCGGUCCGCUCUAGACAAAAGCCAAAAACUGGCACUCGCUCAGUUUUCCCGACUUUUCCGGCUUUCCAUUCGCCUGUCGCUGCCAGCGACUGCUCGCUGGGAAAACUGCAUUGCUCGGCUGGCACUUAGCGCACCAUUGCACUUUUCUUUCAAAUUUCCCAUGCUGCGAAUUAUUUAUAAAAUACUCAUCUGGCGGCAUCCGUCAUGUGCAUGUAUUUGCAGCACUUGUGCAUUGUGCCCAUUGCACUGCCAGCAGAAAAGGAAUCGUUAAUCCUCGUGUGAGGGAUGUGUGACUGAAUGUGUGGGCAAAGAUAGUUUGAAAAACAAUAUAUCUGUAUAGUAACCCAACAUAACUUUCUUCUAUACAUAGUAUACAUGGUUUUGAUUUAGAAGUGGUGAGAUGUCAAAUGCAACAUUUAUAGAUACCCCGUGAUUAUACCUAUAGUU
Molecule: messenger RNA, 1720 nt
Organism: Drosophila santomea
Lineage: Eukaryota; Metazoa; Arthropoda; Insecta; Diptera; Drosophilidae
Exons: 3
Coding region: 6-317 (103 amino acids)
Source: RefSeq, a predicted model, not a curated record